AUGCAGAUCUUCACCAUCAAACCCUUCUCUGAUGGCUGUGGUUCUUCUUCAGGGAGCUCAUCGGUAGGAACAGAUGAUAUCUCAGGCUACCUUUAUUUUCAAUACAACGAGCUUGAAAAGCCGCACGAGAGGCACCCACUGACUGCAAAGAUUGAGCUACUGGCUGAGCAGCACAGUGGCUUGCAUAGUCUGACAAGUUCAGAUCUCUCUCCAGAUAGCUGGUUGUCCAUAGCCUGGUAUCCCAUUUAUCAAAUUCCAUCAGUGAAAAGCAUGAAGAAGGAGUUAUCCGCUGCGUUCCUAACGUACCAUAAAUUGAAACCAGACUUUCCAGAAACAUUUGUUGAGGAUGAUAAGAAGCUGAAAGGGCAUGGGAAGUCAAGUAAAGAAGAAGUUGUGCUUCCUCCAUCUGGAGCAGUGACUUACAAAGCCGGUGGUGACGUGUGGAACAUGCCUGGGACAUCAGAUCAUGAUGAUAGAGAUAGGCAUGAAAAAGCUGCUUCCUCGUGGGUGGAAAAACUCGGCUUCACUCACAGUGAUUACAUGUUCUUUUUCAGAUGCAAUUUAUACUACCAUCCUUGGUGA
Molecule: messenger RNA, 582 nt
Organism: Raphanus sativus (radish)
Lineage: Eukaryota; Viridiplantae; Streptophyta; Magnoliopsida; Brassicales; Brassicaceae
Exons: 5
Coding region: 1-582 (193 amino acids)
Source: RefSeq, a predicted model, not a curated record